This is a messenger RNA of Leptidea sinapis, 3542 nucleotides long. RefSeq lists its product as uncharacterized. The record is from RefSeq and is a predicted model, not a curated record. The transcript is spliced from 15 exons. The coding region runs from base 1 to 2817 and encodes 938 amino acids. Gene Ontology annotation, molecular function: ubiquitin-protein transferase activity; protein binding. Lineage: Eukaryota; Metazoa; Arthropoda; Insecta; Lepidoptera; Pieridae. Gene Ontology annotation, biological process: protein ubiquitination.
AUGGAGGUCAGCUUGGUGUCGACGAUGGGCGAGCGUGGCCGCGAGGCCACGUGUGCGGCGCUGCACGGCGGGCUGCUGGUGCUGGGGUUCAGCGGCGGCGGCGUGGGCGCGUGGCGCUGGCGGGGCGGCCGCGGCUGGUCGCCCGCGGGCGAGGCGCGGCGCGCGCACCGCUACGGGACCACGGCCGUGAGCCUGGCGCCCGCCGGCGCGCUGCUGGCGUCCGCCGGCGUGGCGCGCGUGUGGGACGCGCGGGCCGGCCGCCCGCUGGGGCCCCGCGCGGCCCUGGCGGCGCCGCAGCCGGCCGCCGCGCGCGUCGUGCGCUGGGCCGCGGCGGGCGAGCGCCUGGCCGUGGGCUACGACGACGGCGCGCUGCGCGUGUGGCUGACGCGCUCCGCCACCGUGGCCGCGCUGCUGCUGGCCCACGAGGACGCCGUGCGCGCGCUCUGCCUGCUCGCCGACGAGGCCCUGCUGCUGACGGCGUGCGCCGGCGGGGUUCUCAAAGUGUUCGAUUUUCUUGAGGUAUGCGACGCGGCGGCGGAGGGCGGCGGCAGGCCCCGGCCUCUGUUCUGGGAGGACGGCGUGCACGAGCUCGGCGUGGUGUGCGCCGCGGACGACGGCGGCGGCGUGGCGGCCACGGGCGGCCACGACGGCCGGCUGCGGCUGUGGUCGGUCACAGAGCGCCGCGUGCUGCCGGGCCGCGCGCUCUGCGGACACUCGGGCGCAGUCACCGACUUGCAGUUCUCGGCAGAGCUGCUGGCGUCUGCCUCGAUGGACAGAACGGCGAGGAUCUGGUCCCCGGCGCGCGCCGCCUGUCUUAAAGUACUACACGGCCACACGGGGUAUCUGACGUGCCUCGCAAUAUCAAGUCAAGAGCCUUUCUUCCUUGUUACUGGUUCAAACGACAAUACCGUGCGCACGUGGUCUUCGGGCGGAGUCAGCGUGCCCGACGAAAUGGACGCGGCCUGUCCUGUACUCUCACACUUUGCUUUGGGUGACCUUGAGGGCAUAGGUCCAGUAGUAGAGGAGAGUGUUGCAGCAGCAGAAGUGGCCACCGCGGAUGGAGAGGCGAGACUCGUGUGGAGCGCGGACGGACACAGCGGGCCCGUCAACUGGCUCGCGGUCUCCGAGCGCCAUCUGGCUACUUGUGGCAGUGACGGUGCGGUGGUGUUGUACGAUCGGUGCACGGAGCGCGGGGAGAGCCCAGUGCGGCGGUGGCGCACGGUGGCCCACGUGUACCCGGCGCUCAGUGUGGAGUUGGCCCGCGGACAGCUGCUGGUGAGCGCGGGGCUGGACGGUCGCGUCGUGCUGCACGACCCUGAGCUGCUGGUGAGCGCGGGGCUGGACGGUCGCGUCGUGCUGCACGACCCUGAGUCCAGCGCGGAACUCAUGUCGGUAUGCGGUGACGCGGGCGCUGGCGUUCGUUGUGCGCGCGUGUCGCCUACGACGCCCGACCGACUGUUGCUGGCCUCGGAUACGGGGCCGGUGACUGCGUGGAACCUGCUCGAAGAUAGCGCUGCACCCGCUCAGUCGUUCUGUGUGCUGGAGGGCGGCGCCACGUGCUGCGCAUGGUCAAGAGACGCGUCUUUGGUGGCGGCGGGCGGUGGCUCCGGUGACCUGCGGCUGUUCGACGCGCGCUCAGAGGCCGCGACCACCUUCGACGAGUGUCCACCCGCGCUAUGGCAGCUCUCCGAAGCGCACGACCUUGGGGUUCUUAGUUGCGACUUUAGUUCAGUUUUGGGUUUCAUCAGCUCGGAAGAAGAAUGCCGUAACUACCUGCUGGCAACAGGAGGACGCGACGACCUCAUUAAACUGUGGACAGUCUUCAUCACGUCAGAGGAGCAGGGUCUGAAGGCGCGCGUGUCGCUGGCUCAGAGUGUUCGCGCACAUUGCGGUGGCGUACACUCUGUGCAAUGGUGGCGGCCACCCACAGCCGCCUCGUCCCUCCAUGACACUUCCCUCACCACCGCCAGCCUGGAGAUGCUCGCUAGCAGCGGAGACGACCACUGGGUGUACGGAAUGCGGCCGCUAGCGACGGGAGUGCCGGGUGCGGGCGGGGCGAGGUGUGCGGUGCUUAUGUCGCCCCGCCAUGUUGCGGUGGGCGCUCUGGACGGCUCCCUGCACGUGUGGCAGCUGCCACACGAGCCUCACCCACCCACCACCAGACUGCACCCACUGCCACGCUACUGGCGCUGCGAUGACGUCAUUCAGUGGCUGUCAGAAUACGUCAUACACCAUCCAGGGUCCCAGGUGGACGCAGCCGAAGCGGAGCGAAUGACGCAGGCCGCGCGCCGCCUCGCGCUCACGGGCGCUGCACUGCUGGAGCUGCCCGUUGAGCGCACCCUGCGCGACUUGCUGACCUCUGUCGACGAAUCACCUGACUGUGAAAACUCAUUGGUCGAAGAGCACACGGAAUGUGAUACUCUUGGAGAAGAGAACAGGCUGGUGGAGGGUGAAAUGGUGCCGGAGCCCACCGCUGGCUGCAGCGAGGUCCUCGGCACCGGGAGCGAGCUGCACAAGCGGCUGCGAGACGAGCUGCUGUGGCUGCGGUGGCCAGCCACGCCCGCGCCACAACAAGUGGAGCACUCCCUCCUGUGCGGCCUGACGCACCGCCCGUUGCGAGACCCGGUGCGGCUGGCGGACGGCUUCACGUACGAGCGGCGGGCGCUGUAUGAACAUCUGCUAGCACAGGACCUGCGGCACGAGAGUGCGGUGUCGCCGAUGACCAGACGUCAACUGGUGAGCGACGUUGUGUCUCCCAACCACCGCGUGCGUGACUUGCUGCGUAACGCUUGGGGCUACCGGGGCUCAUCAGCCUAACGAAACUCUCUAAGAAGAAAGCGAUUCACUCGAUUGUAAGAAACGUACAGUCAUCGAUAGAUUGACAGAUGACGACUAUAAUAUUGUAAAAAACAGAGAUAGCCGAAAUCCACUACGUUUUAAGCAACUGGGGGUCUACCAUGAACUCUUAUUACGUUUCAAUUGACAACCUAAAAUGAACUGCUUUGCUAUUUCGUAUCACGACGUCAUUAGAGCUAUCUAAUUUAGGUUGACGUCAAAUCAACUGAUUAAAUCGCAAUGAUGUCAAUUGAAUGUCAAAAAUGAUGUCAAUUGAAUCGCAAACUGAUUUAGUUCGUUCAUUAAUUCGUACCAUGAGGUAAUAUUUCAACCUAAACUGGGUAGCUUAUGUGUCAAAGUGAGCGAUUCGAAAAAAGUUACUGAUUCCUAAGAGGAAAGUGAAUCGUGUUGUUAAUAACUUUUAAAAAUAGUGAAAACAUAUGGAAAACGAAAAUUAUAUUGAUGGAAGAUUAGAUGAGAACUGAACUGAAAAUAAAUACCGAAAAUGAAAAUACUGGAGACGAGAAAGUAAGGGCCCGGGCUAUAGCCUGUUCGCAAGAACGAAAUGUACUCUGUGCUCCUGUCAAAUAAAACAUCAACGGAGGUGCGUUCAUAACUCGUUAUUUUUACGAAAACACCUAAGCAAACAUUUAAUUAGUAAUUCAAAGAACUAUGUAUAUUUAUAUUACUAUUAUUUAAUAAGUACA